CUCUCUGUCCAUCUUCCCAACCAGACAACAAGCCCACAAAUUAAAGAGGCCUCAGAGUCAGUUGUAUUUUGCUUGUUGGUUAUAUAGGAAAAUGGCCUCUUGCGUAUCGGACACGGCUCGGUCCCUCUCCUGCCGGGACGGACGCGCCGCCGCUCACCUCAAGCUAAUCUCAAUCUCCGUCAUCUUCGUCACCAGCGUCAUCGGCAUAUCGUCCCCCGUCCUCCUCUCCCGCUACUUCCAAGGCAAGCCAGCGUACGACAAAGCAACGCUCGUCAUCAAGUGCUUCGCCGCCGGCGUCAUCCUCUCCACCUCCCUCGUCCACGUUCUCCCCGACGCCUUCCUAGCACUCAACGACUGCCACGUGUCCUCCCACCACCCCUGGAAGGACUACCCUUUCUCAGGGCUCGUCACAAUGGUCGGCGCCAUCAUUGCCCUCCUCGUCGACCUCACGGCCACCUCACACAUGGAAUCCCACUCCGCCGGCGGCGGCCACGGUCACGGCGGAUACGAGGUCGUGCCGGUGGGGACGCGGGAUGAAUUGGUGGGGAAGAAUAGCAAUUUGAAUGGUAAGAAUAGCAAAUUGUCGAUGGAUACGGAGGUGGCGGUGGCGGUGGGUGUGGGGAGUAAUAAUGGUGGGGGUAGUGAGGAAAUGUUGAUCCGGAUGAAGCAGCGGCUUGUUUCGCAGGUGUUGGAAAUCGGGAUUAUUUUCCACUCGGUGAUAAUUGGGGUGACGAUGGGGAUGUCGCAGAACCAGUGCACCAUCCGGCCGCUGGUCGCUGCGCUGUCGUUUCAUCAGAUCUUCGAAGGGAUGGGACUCGGGGGAUGCAUUGCUCAGGCAGGAUUUAAGUUCGGGACAACAGCCUACAUGUGCUUCAUGUUUGCAGUGACAACGCCAAUGGGGAUAGUAUUGGGCAUGAUCUUGUUCUCGGUGACAGGUUACGAUGAUAGUAACCCUAAAGCCCUAAUCUUGGAGGGUUUGUUAGGGUCGUUCUCCUCGGGCAUACUUAUCUACAUGGCUCUGGUCGAUCUCAUAGCUCUGGAUUUCUUCCACAACAAGAUGAUGAGCUCCAAUUCAUGGAUGCGAAAAACAUCGUACAUCGCUCUUGUUCUUGGCUCUACCUCUAUGUCCAUCCUUGCCCUUUGGGCAUAGAAUUUGCUCCCUUUUUUAAUUAGCUAAGGAAAAGAAAAUUCAUGCCAUGGGUUGCAUAAUGUUUAGUUUGAAAUGUGAAAUGAUUGUUGAUAGGUGCCCGGUAGCACAAUGUUGUAAUCACAUCUUCAUUUGGAUCUUUGUAAGAAGUAGAGGAAAGAAAUCGAAAAUGUGAACAUCAAUCGGGCGAUAGGGUAAAGCUUGUGCCCGCUAUAUCUUGUA
Molecule: messenger RNA, 1369 nt
Organism: Pyrus x bretschneideri (Chinese white pear)
Lineage: Eukaryota; Viridiplantae; Streptophyta; Magnoliopsida; Rosales; Rosaceae
Product: zinc transporter 6, chloroplastic-like
Exons: 2
Coding region: 92-1150 (352 amino acids)
Biological process (GO): zinc ion transmembrane transport
Cellular component (GO): plasma membrane
Molecular function (GO): zinc ion transmembrane transporter activity
Source: RefSeq, a predicted model, not a curated record